CAGACGGACAAGUCGUGUGCCGUUUUCGCCAGCGUGCAAAGGUCGCUUACGAGCGCAGAAUCGUUUUGAUCGUCGCUAGGAGGGCGGCGGGAUACAGCAGCACAUCACACGGUAUUUCAGCGAGAACGAACCACGACGAAUCUGUGCAGUGUGUUUAACGGUCGUGUGCUGGCUGCCGAAUAUUAACCAUAUUAAUUUCCAUCGCGAGUUCUCGCCAACUCGAGUGACGCUAGUCAAAAACCGCAAAAUUCAUUUCUCUGUAAAAAUAUAUCUAUUUUUUCAUCUCGCCGGCUGAAACGAUGAAAAAAAUCACAUCUCGAUGAAAGUGCCGUCAGUGAUGUCAUAUUGACAAACGAUAGCAUUAACUAUAGCCGUAGCGAGUUGAUAUUUCGUUUCGUUUUUUCAAUCUUGUGAUAAGCAAUCUAUAAUGGAUUGAACGUUGAUAAACACGGCAAAAUGCUGUGUACAACCACUUGGGGUAGUGUUCGUAACAUUGGCGUCAUAUGUCUUUGGAUGACCAUGAUGACCAUCUGUCAAGGAAAAUUGACUGUGUUCACACAAAAACCAUCUCGCAGACUUACAACACAAGAACCCUCAUCGUUGACCGAGCGGUUACAGGUCACGACUGUGAACAGCACAGAUCUGCUCUAUCCUUUUUUUGAUUACUAUGUGCCGAGAAAUAUUACCACUACAAUUGGACAAAGUGCUUUUUUGCACUGUCGAACAGAAAAUUUAAACGACAAGUCGGUAUCAUGGAUGCGAAAGCGAGACUUGCAUAUACUGACAGCAGGAGUACUAACUUACACCAGUGACCAGAGAUUCCAAGUUAUUCAUCCGGAUAACUCGGACAAUUGGACCCUACUGAUUAAAUUUGCUCAACCGAGAGACGCCGGAAUCUAUGAAUGCCAAGUGAAUACCGAACCUAAAAUGAGUUUGGCAUUUCAACUUAACGUCGUCGAAAUGAGAGCUCGAAUAUGCGGACCUCAAGAACUUUACGUAAAUGAAGAAAGUGAAGUAACUAUGCGGUGCGAGCUAAGUCAAGGUCCACACGAUCUUGGCACGAUAUUCUGGUACUUAGGGAAUACACCAGUUUAUACGGACCAGGUCAGUCUACAGUCGAUUCGACAACCACGGGUUAGUGUACAUACCGAAUGGGCAGACGGACUGAAAAGUACGCUUCACAUAGCUCGUGCGAAACUCAGUGACUCAGGGAACUAUACCUGCGUGCCUACAUUUGGACAAUCAGCUACUAUUAAUGUGCACGUUGUAAAUGGAGAACAUCCGGCAGCAAUGCAACACGGUAAUCGAAGUGCAGUUAGUGGGCAAAUGACAGUGCACGUGCUCGUCCUCUUAAGUCUACUUAUCAUGUUAUCCAAUCCAGGGCUAUUUGGUCACUGAAAUACAUUCAAACUUGGAAAUACAGAGUUGUUAUGCACAACAGGAUAUUCGCCGUUCCAGUGUAUUACCAACAAAUCAUGUACAUAAUAUUAUCCUAAGUAUUUUAUAAAUAAUCGUUGUACGUACGCCUGUACAAUAAUUAACAAUUAGUUAACAUUACUUACUUUUGUUUUGUUUCUUCAUUGUUAUUGUUAUUUUUUCUUCUGAGGAUAUGGUACGAUUCGUCGAGUACGUAUUAUUCGAGUUGAAAUAUAUUAGUUUUGUUUUUCAGAUAAUUAAAAUGUUAAGUUUAUAGAUAAAAUAAUGUAUUAAUUCUGUUGAUUUAUUAUUUUUAUUAUAGCAGGUCAGUUAAAAUUGAAA
Daktulosphaira vitifoliae (grape phylloxera) is the source of this 1758-nucleotide messenger RNA. RefSeq names its product inactive tyrosine-protein kinase 7-like. The transcript is spliced from 5 exons. Lineage: Eukaryota; Metazoa; Arthropoda; Insecta; Hemiptera; Phylloxeridae. Gene Ontology annotation, biological process: synapse organization. The record is from RefSeq and is a predicted model, not a curated record. Gene Ontology annotation, cellular component: neuron projection membrane. The coding region runs from base 457 to 1398 and encodes 313 amino acids.